AUGGCGAAUUUUUCACAGAAAUGGGAACGUGAAAAUAUCAGUGACGAAGAGUUGUACUUGGACUUGAUGUUCUCUGUUGUCAGUUGUACGGCGCUGUUCUUCACGUUGUUGGUUGGUAUCACUGCUAAUCUCUUUGUUAUCUGGGCAGUACAGCAUCAGAAGUGUCUACAGACAUCCAACAACACUCUCCUCGUCAGCCUGGCUGCCAUCGAUCUCCUCAGGUCUGUUGUCGACUGCCCUUUGCUUUUGGCAAUCAUACUGCACUUACCAGGUCGCAAUGACCUAGGUGCCCUGCUUUGCUACACACAAAUUGUGUCUUUCUCUUUUUGCUCUUGUGUCCAGCUGAUAACACUGGCCUGCAUCAGUGCUGAGCGAUACCAUGCUAUUGCACACCCCUUCGAGAAUGGUCGUCGUCGCAGACGGGUGAUCAUUUUGAUCACAAUGACAUGGAUAGUGUCCAUAUUUAUAUCAUUUUUUUCCAUAACAAUGGCUGAAGGUACACCAGUGUACACUCAGUGUAGAGGUGUGUCAAGUGAGCUCCUGCCAGCUUACAACAGCUUUGGACUCUAUAUUUUAGUUCCACUUUGGUUGGGGUGUCUAGUUGUUAUUAGUGGGUUUUACGGGAGAAUAUUUAUCAUUGUGAGAAAUCACAGCAGGAAAGUACUGGAUGACUGUGGACUUACUGCAAGUAACAGAAAUAACUGCAGAAGCAGUGAAAAGGAAGAGCGGGAAGAAGAGGACAGAAAGAGGAGAAAGAGUAAUAUAAGUGGAGAAGAUGUGAGAACAACCAGAGCCGAACCUGGUAAAGGUAGGCAGGCUGAGGAAAGUGUCACACAGAGUAGCCAACAGAAAGUCAUGGAGUCACACAAAGCUCACAUAUUUUCUAGUGUUCUCACAAGUCCUGAGCACAAAACACAGGACUCAUGUGCCUCUGGUACGACAAAACCCAGCGAGAAGGACAAGCAAGCCCAACUGCUCAGAGCUGCUGGAGAAACGAUGAGCAAUUCCAGUUCCAAACAACUCGAGGACUUAUGCGCACCACCUGAUGGAGUAGUUUGUGCACUUGUAGAAGAUGCAAAGGCAAAACAUGAAGGGAAAGUGCAUGGAGGGAAAGCUGGAAAGGAGCAUUUCUUAUUCUUUGCCGAUGGAGACAAAAAUAAACACAAAGAGAGCCAACUGGCCAAGCGCUCAGGAUACAUUAUUUUCAUGUUUUUAAUGUUCUGGACACCACUCAUUCUGUCGGCGUUCGCCAACUUUCUAACUGGAAGUAACAAGACCUCAGCACUGCAUGUGGUUCUACAGCUGGAUAUUCUGUCCAUUUCACUCGCUUGUAUGACCUCUGCCUCGAACCCUGUCGUUUACGCAGCAGUGAAUCCACACUUUCGCACAGAAUUUCGGAACAUGAAGGCUAAAUGGAAGGCAGCGUUAUGCUACAAUUCCCGAAGGACAAGUUGUCAGUAA
This is a messenger RNA of Scleropages formosus (Asian bonytongue), 1461 nucleotides long. RefSeq lists its product as uncharacterized. The record is from RefSeq and is a predicted model, not a curated record. Lineage: Eukaryota; Metazoa; Chordata; Actinopteri; Osteoglossiformes; Osteoglossidae. Bases 1 to 1461 code for a protein of 486 amino acids. Gene Ontology annotation, biological process: G protein-coupled receptor signaling pathway. Gene Ontology annotation, molecular function: G protein-coupled receptor activity. Gene Ontology annotation, cellular component: plasma membrane. The transcript has 2 exons.